Messenger RNA from Microtus oregoni (creeping vole), 2258 nucleotides. RefSeq lists its product as uncharacterized. The transcript has 2 exons. The record is from RefSeq and is a predicted model, not a curated record. The coding region runs from base 193 to 1965 and encodes 590 amino acids. Lineage: Eukaryota; Metazoa; Chordata; Mammalia; Rodentia; Cricetidae.
UUGACCACACUGCCAGCCCAGCCAGACGUUCUGACUUCUACUGUCCCAAGAGGAGCAGCAGAAUCUCGAGGCAUACCUCCACAGCUACCGUCUACAGUCCUAGCGUCAUCAGGAGUGAUUCUGCUACCAUCAGGUCAAUCCCUGCAUGCUCUAAAGGUGACCCCGAUAGUACAGGCGCCACCUGGGGUGGGAAUGAUCCCACCACUCCAAGUUGUAGAGCCUCCUGGUUUGAUUCCACAGCCAGUGGCUCAAGUCAAAGAACCUCUGGACUUGCCUUCUGGGUUCCAGGUUCAAGCUGGAGACUCUGUGGGGAUGACUCCACAACAUCAAGGCGCAGAGGGUGUGUCAUCGACUCCAGGACUGUCUCAGCAGGUCAUGGACCCUUCAAAGUUUACCCCACGGCACCAAGACUUAGACUAUUCUGAAGUGAGCCCAAGGCAAAGUCACAAAAUCCCAGAAAGGGGUGGGACCUCUGACACCCAGCCCCAAAUGAAGAAUUCUGUAGAGAUGACAGAGGUACAUAAUCAAAUAGUGGAACCUGUGAGAACAAUCACAGCACCACUAGAUCAAGGUACAAUACCCAUAGGAAGGAGCCAAAAACAUCACGUUACAGAAGUGGUGCCAGUUACACCACUACUUAAGGAAAUGAAACAUUUGGGGGAAAACUCAAUCCCACAGCCUAAGGUUAUGGAUUCAACGAAUUUAUCCCCAGAAUUACAGAACGUAAAAUCUGAGCACCUAAUCCCAGAUCCAAGAUUGCGAAAUAUGAAAUCUGUGGACAUAGCCAUGGCUUUAGUCCCAGAAAAAGUAAAAUAUGGACCACCGACCUCAAGAGCGGUAUCUACAGAUUUGACCCUAGAAUUGCAUCAGCUGAUUAUGCAGUUUGAGAAAUUAACCCACAGGCCACAAUUGCAAAGUGAGGAAUCUGUGCCAUCAGCCCCUGAAUCUCAACUUCAAGAUGUGAAAUCUGGCCAAGUGAUAGUUGAAGCACAACUCCAAAACAUACAGUCUGCUGGGCUGGCCCCAGGUCCACAGGUGCAAAGUGAUAAAUCAGUACAUUUGACCCCUGGUUCACAGACUCAAGGCAUGCAAAGGGUUGUUCAUUCAGCCCUAUCGCAGGAGUUACAAGGAGAUACAAAAAUGGUGGAGUUGGCUCCAAGACCAUCACUUGAAGAUAAGAAAUCUGUGAACUUAACCCGAAAACCAUAUUCACAAAGCACCAGCUUUGAGAAGACAGCCCAUGUACCAUUGCUCGAAGAUAGAAAGACUCUGUUGGUAGAAGGUAGGAGUUUAAUUCCCGAGGCACUGGUGGAAAGUGUGAAUCUUAGUGAAUUGGUCCCAAGCACACACCUUUGUGCGGUAAAAUCCUUAGAAGUGAACCCCGACCCAAGUUAUCAUUUCCUGGAACCUGCAGAAUUGGCCCUACGGCAUCAAGCCCCAGAAGAAAGAGUGGGCUCUGACAUUUGUCAUCAGGUGGAAGAAUCUGUUGAGCUGACACAAUCAUCAUUAGGAAUGAGGCUGACGCCACUGCGCCAAACCUCAGACUCUAUGGAGAUGUACUCACCACCACUCCAAGAAACUCUUGAAACUAGGAACCAGGUUGUAAAAGAGAUGGAAGAGACUCCAGAAUCACAAAACGCAAUUAAAGAUGCUCUGGAUUUGCUACCAGAAUCAGAAGUGCAGAAUAUGAACUCAGUGGUGAUGGCCCCAGAACCACAUCCCUACUCAGAUGGGAAGUUUCUACAUGGGACUCUAGAAUCGUGUUCAGAAAUAACUCUAAGACCAGAAUACAAAGACAGAGAGACUAUCAGAUUAACAUUACCUAAAGUUGAUGAUACUCAGGGGGCCAUGAUAGAACCAUAUUCAGAAAUGGAAUCUCUGGAGUUGGGUCUAGAACCAGGAGUGCAAGCAUGUGUGUGUCCAUCCAUGUGGGCUCUGAAGACUGAACUCAGGUCAUCAGGCUGAGCAGCAAGCACCCUUAUUCAUGGAACCAUUUCCCCAGGCCCCAGACUGAGAUAGUCUUGGGGGUCCUCCAGGUAAAUUACAACUUAAACCUGAACCCAGAACAUACUUUUUCUUUUCCGGCACUGCUUAGUUCACGUGACAAAAUCACUAAGAAUGUUCCCCACCUCUAUGCUACCCAUCCCCCUUUAAAAAAUAAAAAAAAACAACCAAAACAAAACAAAUGAGUAAAAUGACAUUUUUUAGCGGGGUGGUGGUGGCCAAUGCCUUUAAUCCCAGCACUUGGGAGGCAAAGG